This is a messenger RNA of Bipolaris maydis ATCC 48331, 702 nucleotides long. RefSeq lists its product as uncharacterized. Lineage: Eukaryota; Fungi; Ascomycota; Dothideomycetes; Pleosporales; Pleosporaceae. Gene Ontology annotation, biological process: transmembrane transport; carbohydrate transport. Gene Ontology annotation, molecular function: carbohydrate:proton symporter activity. The record is from RefSeq and is a predicted model, not a curated record. Gene Ontology annotation, cellular component: membrane.
AUGAGGCACGACCGCGUCGAAGCGCCCGUCACGUUUCGAGGAUAUCUCCUCUGCGUCUUCGCGGCCUUUGGUGGCAUUCUGUUCGGUUAUGACUCCGGAUACAUCAAUGGAGUACUUGGGAUGUCGUUCUUCAAGCAGCAGUUUGGGAACAUGCUUCUCAUCACUGGUUCCAUUGGCAUGCUCGUCUGCGAGUUCGUCAUUGCCAUUGUCGGCACAGUCGAUGAAGGCAGCAAGGCCGCUGGUACAUGGCUGAUCGUCUUCACCUGUUUCUACAUCUUCUUCUUCGCGUCCACCUGGGGACCAGCAGCCUGGGUAGUCAUUGGAGAAAUCUUUCCUUUGCCCAUUCGCGCCAAGGGCGUUGCUCUCUCGACUGCUAGCAACUGGUUUUGGAACUUCAUCAUCGGUUUCAUUACUCCCUACAUGGUCGACGAGAGCUAUGGAAAUCUCAAGGCAAAGGUCUUCUUCGUCUGGGGUGCUACGUGCAGUGCUUGCGUUGUUUCUGCCUAUUUCCUAGUGCCUGAGACAAAGGGCCUGUCUCUUGAGCAAGUCGACCGAAUGCUUGAAGAGACUACGCCACGUACUUCAUCCAAAUGGGUUCCUCAUCAUCUGCGUGAAGGGCACACAUAUGGAUCCUCCCAGGACACGACCGAGAAGAUGGGCCACCAAGGUCCACUUGAGCAGGGCGAGCAAAAGGGCGUUUGA